GGACACGGGAGAGGCAAAAGAAUUUGGGGCGGUAGAAGAAGUAAUAAUAAGCCGGGCACUGGACUCUGUAAGCUGGAGACAAAGAGAGAGGACCACUUGUCUGCAGUUCAAUUAGUCUCUCUGAGCUUGAUGCGUUGCAACCACACAGGCGGGAUGCCUCGAGGAGACUUCAACAUUUACUUUGCCAGCAGUCGACGUGGACUUAUCAGAGCCGAGGAGGCAGUGGGCGUUGCUCUGCUGGUGAUCAUCCUGGCUGCUCUCAUCCUCCUGGGCUGCUGGUACUUUAAGAGGAGGGGUGGCUACAAGAAAAUCAAGAGUGCCAGGUCGGGGUCGCCGGGUUUCACAGGAGGUCAGUACUUGGAGGAAGGACCCUCUGCGGAAAACAAGAUGGCGCUCACCGACUUCAGCAGCCUGCGGUCUGUGAUGCCAAACGCUCCUCCCGCCUAUGAAAAGAUCUCCUCUGGCCCGAUGCCUCCUCCCUAUUCACCAUGAAAGGACACCCAAAAGAAGAGGGGCAACAUUGCAUGUUGCUUGAUGAUUAAACUUGUAUGUCUAAACUGCACAUAUGGUCUCAAAAAAAGGAUUAAAACACUACAACAAGGA
This is a messenger RNA of Nerophis lumbriciformis (worm pipefish), 603 nucleotides long. RefSeq names its product melan-A (gene mlana). Lineage: Eukaryota; Metazoa; Chordata; Actinopteri; Syngnathiformes; Syngnathidae. Gene Ontology annotation, cellular component: melanosome. The record is from RefSeq and is a predicted model, not a curated record.